CAUGUAGGCUUCACUGCAGAGGAAGAGGCAAUGGUGAGGCCACGGCCGGCUCUCGCGAUCGACCUCCGCCUCCUCCUACUCCUGAUGGCCGGCUUCGCCGUGCAGGCCGACGAGACGGUCGGCGGAGGCCGCGUCGUGGGCGUGGACGGGACACGGUUCGUGGUGGACGGCAGCGGCACCAUCUACUUCAGCGGGUUCAACGCGUACUGGCUCAUGCUGAUGGCGUCGGACCCGUCGCGGAGGGGCAAGGUGGUGGCGGCGUUCCGGCAGGCGUCCGCGCACGGGCUCAACCUCGCGCGGACCUGGGCGUUCAGCGACGGCGGCGACAGCCCGCUGCAGUCGUCGCCGGGCGUCUACGACGAGGCCAUGUUCCAGGGGCUGGACUUUGUGAUCGCCGGAGCGAGGCGGCACGGCAUCUACCUCCUCCUCUGCCUGACCAACAACUUCGAGGACUUCGGCGGCAAGCGGCAGUACGUCCGCUGGGCGAGGGAGGCUGGCAACCACCUCGCCACCGCCGACGACUUCUUCACCAGUACGGUCGUCAAAGACUACUACAAGAACCACGUCAUGACGGUGCUGACGAGGGUGAACACCCUGACCGGGGUGGCGUACAAGGAUGACCCUACCAUCUUCGGCUGGGAGCUCAUGAACGAGCCGCGAUGCGACGCCGACCCUACCGGCGCCAUGGUGCAGGCAUGGGUGGAGGAGAUGGCUCCGUACGUGAAGAGCAUCGACGGCAAGCACCUGGUGACGGCGGGGCUGGAGGGCUUCUACGGCGACGGCGCACACGAGAGCAAGGAACUCAACCCCUGGGGCAUCUACUACGGCACCAACUACAUCGAGACGCACCGCGCGGCGGGCGUCGACUUCGCCACCAUCCACCUCUACCCGGACGUCUGGCUCUGGGGCUCCGACGCCGACGAGCAGACGGCCUUCUUCAGGAACUGGACUCGGUCGCACGUCCGGGACACGGAGCUGUACCUCGGGAAGCCGCUGGUCGUCACCGAGUACGGCAAGUUCCUGUGGGAGGGCGUCGCGAACCGGACGCAGCGGAACUACUUCCUGGGCAUGGUGCUCGACUCCAUCUACGCCUCGGCCGUCGACGGCGGGCCGCUCGUCGGCGGCGCGUUCUGGCAGCUGCUCGACGACGGCAUGGACACGCUCAGGGACGGGUACGAGAUCAUACUCCCCGAGGACCGCCGGGAGGCGAGCAUCAUCAGCAGACACUCCCGGCAGCUGGCGGAGCUCAACGGGCAGGACGUCGAGGCGCUUCGCCGGUUGAGGAGCGCACGUCCACAUCGGAAGGCACACGUAGGCAGCUGGAGCAGGACUAGUACUAGUGAUACACCACAGUUCCAUGUACUCUUGGUUCGUUUCAUCUCUUUGUUCAGAUCAGUUUCUUCAUUUUUUUUUAGUAGUGUAUAG
Messenger RNA from Phragmites australis (common reed), 1425 nucleotides. Its product is annotated as mannan endo-1,4-beta-mannosidase 3-like. NCBI's taxonomy places the organism in Eukaryota, Viridiplantae, Streptophyta, Magnoliopsida, Poales, Poaceae. The transcript has 4 exons. Bases 31 to 1425 code for a protein of 464 amino acids. Gene Ontology annotation, molecular function: hydrolase activity, hydrolyzing O-glycosyl compounds. The record is from RefSeq and is a predicted model, not a curated record.